Molecule: messenger RNA, 282 nt
Organism: Entamoeba dispar SAW760
Lineage: Eukaryota; Evosea; Mastigamoebida; Endamoebidae
Exons: 2
Coding region: 1-282 (93 amino acids)
Source: RefSeq, a predicted model, not a curated record
AUGGCAACCGAACAACAAACAACACCCGCAGUAAUGUGGCCAUUUUAUAUUGAGGAUGAAACAGACUUUAGUACCCUUGGUAUAAUUUCUUUUUUGUUAUCAAUUGUAUCAUUCAUUUAUAAAAGCCGUGUAACUGUAAUGGCUGCUCUUAUUUUCUUUGUCCUUUCGAUUCCUCACAAACAAAAAGUUGAUCUUCAAAUUUCAGCUCUUAUUAUGUCUGGGUUUCCCCUACUUAUUGCUCUUUCCUUUGCAUAUAUGUUCACUCCUGAUAGUUAUGCUUAA